Saccharomyces eubayanus is the source of this 705-nucleotide messenger RNA. RefSeq lists its product as uncharacterized. Bases 1 to 705 code for a protein of 234 amino acids. Gene Ontology annotation, biological process: amino acid transmembrane transport. Lineage: Eukaryota; Fungi; Ascomycota; Saccharomycetes; Saccharomycetales; Saccharomycetaceae. The record is from RefSeq and is a predicted model, not a curated record. Gene Ontology annotation, molecular function: amino acid transmembrane transporter activity. Gene Ontology annotation, cellular component: membrane. The transcript has a single exon.
AUGGGUACAAGGGUCUCGAACUAUAUGAACGUUUUUAUUCUUGUUGCAGUGGUCUCCGUUUGUAACUCUUGUGUCUAUGCUUCUUCGAGGCUAAUUCAAGCUUUGGGAGCAUUGGGUCAACUUCCAAAAAUUUGUGCUUAUAUGGACAGAAAGGGGAGGCCUUUGGUUGGUAUCGGGAUUAGUGGUAUAUUCGGUCUUUUAGGUUUCCUGGUUGCAUCUAACAAGGAARGUGAAGUCUUCACCUGGCUCUUCGCUYUGUGCUCCAUUUCAUCUUUUUUCACUUGGUUUUGUAUUUGCAUGUCGCAGGUUAGAUUCAGAAUGGCUUUGAAAGCUCAAGGAAGAUCCAAAGAUGASAYUGCCUACAAAUCUAUGCUCGGUGUGUAYGGGGGUGUUUUAGGAUGUGUGCUAAAUGCCCUGCUGAUAGCCGGUGAAAUAUAUGUUUCAGCUGCUCCAGUGGGCGRCCCAAGCACAGCUAAAGGAUUUUUCGAGUACUGUUUAAGUAUCCCGAUUAUGAUUGUCGUCUAYAUUUCGCAUAGAAUUUACAGAGGYGAUUGGAAACAKUGGUACAUCAAGAAAAGUGAAAUUGAUCUUGACACGGGGUGUUCCGUUGAGAAUCUAGAACUCUUUAAUGAGCAAAAACAGGCCGAGAAAGAAGCCAUCGCUUCAAAACCAUUCUACUACAAAAUUUACAGGUUUUGGUGUUAG